This is a messenger RNA of Diabrotica virgifera virgifera (western corn rootworm), 3414 nucleotides long. RefSeq names its product LIM homeobox transcription factor 1-alpha. The record is from RefSeq and is a predicted model, not a curated record. Gene Ontology annotation, biological process: regulation of transcription by RNA polymerase II; neuron differentiation. NCBI's taxonomy places the organism in Eukaryota, Metazoa, Arthropoda, Insecta, Coleoptera, Chrysomelidae. Gene Ontology annotation, molecular function: DNA-binding transcription factor activity, RNA polymerase II-specific; RNA polymerase II transcription regulatory region sequence-specific DNA binding. Gene Ontology annotation, cellular component: nucleus. The coding region runs from base 112 to 1230 and encodes 372 amino acids. The transcript has 7 exons.
ACUCUAUAGAUUGUUUAACUUGAUUAAAUAAACAUUCGUGUUAAGUGAGUUAAAAAAAUUGAUGAUUGGACAUUUGGAAGUGUAGGGGAAGUGGAAGGCCGCCUGUGGAGCAUGGCCGCUGGAGUGGGCAUAUCGGGCAGCGGCAUUUGCGGCAUGUGUUGUCGGCCGAUCAACGAUCGAUUCCUCCUCAGGAUAAUGGACGUCUCCUACCACGAGCAUUGCGUCCAGUGCUGUGCGUGCGGGGAUCAUCUACUACAUACUUGCUUCGUGAGAGACUCAAAAUUGUAUUGUAGAUUGGAUUAUGAUAGACUCUUUGUGAAGAAAUGCCUUGGUUGCUCAGAACGAGUAUCACCCGAAGAAUUGGUUAUGCGAGCUAGCGAUAAUAUUUUCCACCUCAGAUGCUUUGUCUGUGUCGUUUGUGGCAUAAGACUUCAGAAAGGGGACCUCUAUGUCAUCAAACAAGGGCAGUUGUUUUGUAGGACUGAUUACGAGAAGGAAGUAGAGAUGAUGCAAGGAUUUGGAUAUGGUGAAUUUAUAUGUGACGAUCUUCUACAGUCAAGCAGAUCCCAAGAUGGCAGAAGAGGACCCAAAAGACCUAGAACUAUAUUAACUACUCAACAAAGAAGAGCCUUCAAAGCUUCAUUUGAAGUCAGUCCGAAACCUUGUAGAAAAGUCAGAGAAAAUUUAGCUAAAGACACUGGAUUAAGUGUUCGGAUAGUCCAGGUAUGGUUUCAAAAUCAACGCGCCAAAAUGAAGAAAAUGCAAAAGAAAGCCAAACUGGAUAACAAAGGGGGCAAGGACCUGGAAAAUGAUGAAAAGAAAGUCAGUGUCAAAGAAGAGGAACAAAGUCCCCGUUCAACACCGUUUUUUAACGAUAGCUGUAGCGAUAACGAGGGAACGACAGAUGAUGCUGUACUGCAAAAUGCCUCCAAUAAUCAUUUCCUUCGCAUUAAGGAGGAGUUGGAGAACGAGACUCCCUUUUUUAAAAACAGUAGUAGCAUACCGUUGCACGUUUUUACAGGUCUCGACAUCAACAAACGACGAGAAGACAGCUACUUGAGCCUCGCCUUUCCUGGUAACGUAGAAUCGGAUCGACAGACCAUAUUUAUGCAGCCUCCUGUAGCCCACCAAAACAUUCCUCACAAUGGGACACCAGGACUGAACCCUAUUGACAGGUUAUAUUCCAUGCAAAACUCAUAUUUUUGUGCAGAUGAACCUAUGGAACCUUAGAGAUUAGGUAAUAUGUUGGUAUUGUGUUGAUUAUAUAAAAGGGUGUUGACAUACCUACCUAUAUAUUAACAACUGUCGAUAAUAUUGUUGGAUAUAACAAAUACAAAAAAUAUUACAUUAAAACAAUUAUGUAACUUGAUGUCUUUUAAAUAGGUUAACACUGUUGAAGUUUUUUUUUUGUGAGAAUUGUCUUGAGCUCAUCAUCUGUGAUUCCAUGGGAUCUUUUUCUUUCUUGAAAUGCGGACACUGGAGCAGAAUAUGUUUGACAGUCAGUGGAUCGGAGGAGUUAGCUACUCCGUCACUAGCUUGCUGGGCUAUUCUAUUUUUAUUAAAACAUUGAAAAUUUUUUAAAUUUAUGUUAGUUUGUUUAAAGUGGGUUUCUUGAAGACAAAGAAUUACAGGAGAAAGUUCGCCGAUUAGUAGUUUCAACUGUUCAUAAUGGGUAUAAAACCCAUUUAUGUUCCAUUGCACUAUAAAUGAGUUAGUCAUGCGUUGAUUUUCCUUCAAUUACUGAUGAUUCGUCAGUUUCGUCAGCUGAAGAAGGGUUAGGGUUUAUUGUUUUCUCUAGUCGGGUGAUAUUAUUUCUUAACCUAGAAUUUUGUGUAUAACAAUAAACAAAGUUAAGGAUCUGAAUUCGUUCCUCUGGUUCGUUGGAAUAAUCUUUAGAAGUUAAUUCAGGGUUAUGAGAGUGUAACACGUUUUCCGUAAAAUCGCAUAUUUCGUUGAAAUGUAGCACAAAUGGAGGUGAUCGAUUUUCGAUUUUGUCUUUGAUGGAUUCUAAGGACUGAAUGAUAUCUUCACGGGAGAUUUUGGAAGAAGUUUUGGGUUUUUUCUUUGGUUUUGAUUGUUUAGGGUAUUAAAAAUGGGUGAAUCGGUUUUCGGAUUGUCUUCGUUUAUUUCUGGAGAUGAUAAGUUAUGUCUUUUUAGCUGGUUUGAGUUGACUACUUUAUUUGGGGUUAUUGAUGUUUCUGCGUGCCGUAGUAUUUUCGGUGUUAUCUACAGUUGAUAAUGUUGUUUUGGAAGAAGAAGACGAAGUGUGUGGAUUUUCUUGUGAAAUGUUUUUAAUGAGAUCGGUUUCCAUAGAUUGAUAUAUUUUAUCAUUUGGUUCGUGAGGAUUAAUUAAUGAUGAUGUGGUCUGGGUUGAGUCUAAGAGGGUAGUUGAAGGGGUAUCAUUAGGUUCAUGCGGUUUAUAUAAUGAUGGUGAGGUUUGAUUUGAACCUAUUAGGGUGGUUGAAGAGAUUUAGUUUGAAAUAUGAGUGCUUUCUGAUUCUUGGUGACCAAUGGUUUUACAAUUGAAACAGCUGAAUCCGUCUGUGGAAAGAAAUAGCCGGUAGGAAGUAUUGUCAUGAGUUAUUGUAAAUGAGUCAGGAAUGGACAUAUUUUUCAAGGGGGUAAUGAACGAUUGCCAUCUAAAGCUCAACCAUUGCCUUCUAUAUAAAGCUCAGAACAUGACUGUACUCAUUUUCAGGCAUACCUACUCGAAGAAAAGUCAUUUUGGAUACAGUGUGAAUACCAAGUUUUGUAAUUCUUGUUCAAUUAUUUUGUUCGGGAUUAAAGGGCAUGCACAAGAUAUUAGAAGUCUCUGGGCUGGAGAAAUUAGUCUUCUUACUUCGACUUGACAUCCAUUUAUUUCGAUAUAUUUAUAAGAAUGAAGAAGAGAAACAACAGUAUUUUUUUAAGAAAGGUAUAUACAUCCUGUUGUUAGCAAUUCUGGAGGCAAAACGUACCUGUUGUGAGUUUUUAUUGAUUCUCACCCCACCGUGGCAAAAGGGGUUUAAUUUUACCUUUUGCCUAAUUGGACAUACGUAAAUAUUUUUGGACCAUACGCAUGUCCCCAAAGUAAUUUAAUUGUCCUUCGAUUGUACAAAACAGUGAACUAUUAGGAGAACUGGUUCGAAUAAUUUAAUUUGGUCUGGUUUUAAAGGUGCUAAUUAAUACGAUAGAAAGGGUUGUGUAUUAGCGAUAAAUAAGGGUAUCCGGCGAACAAAACAUUUAUUAACAAAAAAAACAACGAAUUUAACAAAUAAGCGGCUUAACGAUAAAUGAUAUUCUUAAUAGCGAACGAGAGAGAGUAAGAGUCUUUUUAAUCUAUUAAUUAUUGCGGAGAGAGUAUUUUUACGGCGAAAAGAGACGCACAAGCGAACAAAGUGUUCAACUCUGAGAGCAGAAAGAGACUGCUGAAAU